Messenger RNA from Uloborus diversus, 2443 nucleotides. RefSeq names its product protein CASC3-like. The record is from RefSeq and is a predicted model, not a curated record. Gene Ontology annotation, molecular function: mRNA binding. Gene Ontology annotation, biological process: mRNA processing. Bases 1 to 2199 code for a protein of 732 amino acids. Gene Ontology annotation, cellular component: exon-exon junction complex. The transcript has 12 exons. Lineage: Eukaryota; Metazoa; Arthropoda; Arachnida; Araneae; Uloboridae.
AUGGCGGACAGACAUCGAAGACGAAGAGUCAAGUCAGAUGACGAUUCAGAAGGAUCCUAUUCUGAAUCGGAUAUUGAAGCUGAAGAUGCAAAUGAUGCUGAAAAUAGUUUGAAAGGAACACCAGAAAAGGAUGGUGUUCCUAAGGCUGACAAUUCAGAGUAUGAAAGUGCUGAAGAAGAAGAAGAUAAAGCAACUGAUCAAACACUUGAAGAGUCUAGAUCUAAAGAUCAAGAAUCUUUAUCUGAGGUAGUUGAUGAAGAGGGUGGUGAAGAAGGUAUCGCUGAAACAGAUGACGUAGAUGGCGAUUUUUUAAAUGGUGAUAAUCCUGGGGAUGUCUCAGAUGAUGGAGAAUAUGUAGAAGAAGAGAGACAACAGGGUGAUGGAGAGGAAUGUUCCCCAGCUAGUCCAAUUGUUGAAAAAGAAUUAGAUUUUGAUGAAGAUAGAAGGAACCCACAGUAUAUUCCUAAGAAAGGUAUUUUCUAUGAACAUGAUGAUAGAAAUAAUGAAGAUCUGAAAGAAAAGGAAGAAGAGCCUACAAGGGACCGAAAAAAGAAAUUAUGGCUUGAUGAAGGCAAAUGGGGUCAUGAUCGUUUUCGAGAAGAGGAGCAGUUUCCAAAAUCUAGGCAUGAAUUAAUUGAAACAUAUGGAUAUGAUAUUCGUAAUGAAGAUGGUCCUCCUCGUGCAAGAAGAAGGAGAAGAUACGGAAGAGGACCGACUAAAUAUGAGAGGAAUUGGGAAGAUGUUUCAGCAUAUGGAAGAGAGCGCUUCAAAGCUGCACCCCGUGGAUUUCCCAGAGGUCGAAGAGCCCGUGGUCGCUUUAGGGGAGCUCCUAGAUUUCGUGGUAGAGGUAGAAGAUCUUUUUCCGAUCGUGACUCUGACAAAAAUGAAGCAGAACUUAAUGGAAAUAUUGAUGAAGUGCCUGAUAAUGAAGAUGUUCCAUGUCCUGAUGAAAAAAUCGCAGAGUCACCUAUUAUUAACAGUACAGAUUUUCCUGCUUUACCCUCAAAAAUUGAGAGUGAACCUGUGCCUGAGCCUGAAAAAAAGACUUACUAUCCUAAAGAACCUGUUGAUGUAGAAGAACCUAAAUCUGUGAGGACUUUAACGUUUGAAAACUCUAAUUUAAGCGGAAGGAACUCAAUUGAAAGGGAGGUGCCUCCUCGGAGGGGCAAGGCUUCCCCUUUCAACAAUAGUUACGAUAGGGGAAAUCGUAAACCAGCUCGUGGAAACCGUGGAUCAGGCAGAGGGGAAUACCCAAGGAGAGGGCGUGGUGGCAUGCGUCACAUUUCCCCUCGUUUCUUGGAACAUAAAAUGAAUAACUUGAACUCUGAAAUGGAGCAGUUAAAUGUAAAUGAUACGCAAGAAGUGUGCAAUGGAGUCCCUUCAGAGGUUCACCAAAGUGAGAGUGUUAAUAAUCUUGAAACUGAAAUGCCAAACAUGGCACUAAAAGGUGCUGGUGAUUCAUCUGGUCGUCCAAAACGUUACUCAUCUCUGCGGCAGCGAAGCUUACCUGAAACUAAUACUUACCAAACAAAUCAACAAACUGUUCCUCCUCCUCAUUCUUCAUAUUAUGAAGGUUAUCAGCCCACUAUGUAUGCUGCACCUGAAACCGGUGUUCCAACGCCAAGCACACAGAGCCAACCUACAACAACCCCUCCAAUUAUGAAUCCUUCUGCAUAUCAGACAUUUGCUCCCACUCCAUAUCCAGACAGCUUUGGCUUAAGAUUGCCAGUCACAACUGCUCCACCUCCUCAAUUGUUUCCUCAAGCAACUGUGCCUGCUGGUCAACCGAUCCUUGCACCACCACCGUGCAUUACUCCAACCCCUAACAUCAUGAAUUUUGCACCUCCCCCUCCUCCUACUGGUUAUCAUCAGUUUACAUAUCAACAGUAUGCAACACCUCCACCUCCUCCAGCACCAGCUCCUCCAAGUGACAUUUAUCAGCCAGGAAUAACUUAUUAUUAUCCUCAAAAUCAGCCUCCAUCAGUUAGACCAACUGUUCAAAAGAGACCGAAAGCAGCUAUACCUAUCUUACCUCCUCCAGAACGUGAGCAUAAACAGAGUGCUAAAAAAGACAGUAAUCACACAAGCAAUGGGAAUAAAAGAAAUUUUCAGGAAAACUCUGAUUCUAUUAAUGAAGUGUCAUCAUUAAGGACUGAUUCAUCACCUCAGUUACAAACAUCAGUUGGAGUUGAGAGUUAAUCGUUGCAUGUAUAAUGUAGUGAAAAAUCUAAAUACUGUUUUUGAGCUGGUGCGCUCAGUACUAGCUUAUUUAUACUAAUGGUAAGGGAUAUACAUAUAUAUGCAAAAAUAAUUUAUUAAUGUGAAUAUUGUUAUUUUAUGUAUGAAACUUUCUAGCCGGUUUUGCUCCUUUUUUGUAUACAGAAUAUUAUUUUAGCUAGAGAGUUUUAUAGUACACUUUGAAAGUGAUCUAUAUCUGAUGGGA